Molecule: messenger RNA, 2922 nt
Organism: Elgaria multicarinata webbii
Lineage: Eukaryota; Metazoa; Chordata; Lepidosauria; Squamata; Anguidae
Product: SH2 domain-containing adapter protein F-like
Exons: 7
Coding region: 51-1388 (445 amino acids)
Molecular function (GO): phosphotyrosine residue binding
Source: RefSeq, a predicted model, not a curated record
GCUGCUGCUGCUGCUCCGCGGCGCGCCCGCCGUGGCGCAUCGGGCCCAGCAUGGCGCGCUGGCUCCGCGACCGCCUGCUCUUCCGCAGCGCCAAGCCCCUGCCGCCGCAGCCCGAUUACACGGCGGGCCCCGAGCAGCCGGACUUGGUGGCCGCCUACCGGCUGCAGAGGGAGCGCGACUUCGAGGACCCCUACGCGGGGGGCGCCGCCGCCACCGCCGCCCCGGUGCCCGCCGCCGCCACCACCACCGACGACGGCGGCCGCCGCUGCCGAUCUCCCCGGCGCCGCCUCAUCAGGGUCGAGGCGGCCGAAACAGCGCCUGCCGCGCCGCCCCGGGCCGGCGACUCCCUGGGCCAGCAAGAGAAGAUGAUAGUUCUGGAGGACUAUGCUGAUCCGUUUGACACUGCACAAGAAGCCAGUAGUCAAACGAGGGAACAGGAAAGGGUCAAAAGUGAAGGCUACAUGGAACCAUAUGAAGCACAGAAGUUGUUGGUUGAGAUUCAGAAGAAGGGUUCCAAGGAAGGGUUAACGGCUUCUCCAAAACCUCUGCACCUGUACGACAUUCCCUACGAAGCACCUGAGGACGGGGUGGAGCCGGGCCCCUGCCGCCCACCAGGCAUCCAUUGCCGCUACUCGUGGCUGCCUGAAGAUGAUGAACGGCCCCCGGAAGAAUACGACCAGCCCUGGGAGUGGAAAAAGGGACGGAUCUCCAGGGUCUUUGCAGUUGAGAUUGAAGGAAUCCAGGAGUUGCCCUGGCCUCCACCCGUUGGACAGCUUGAUAGCUCUGCUAACCACUUGGAUGACGAGGCGGUGCCCACCCUCCAGGACACCAGCGGCAGAUGCCUAGAUGCAAACGUCCCACCAAGCCUCCAUAACAACACCGCCAGCCCUCUGGACUCCGCAGCCCCGUCCAGCCCCAUGGAUGGGAGUGGCAAGGAAGCAGUGAAGAACCAGCUGCCAUCUUGCACGGAGAAGACCAGCGGCCCAUGCUGGCUGAACACAGGGCCCGGGCUGGCUUUCGGCGAACGCAUCAACCCCACUUUGCCGCUGGAGAGCCAGGCGUGGUAUCACGGGACCUUGAGCCGGGUAGGCGCCGAGGGGCUGCUGCGGCUUUGCCGAGAAGCCAGUUACCUUGUGCGGAACAGCGAGAGCAGCCACGACGCCUUCUCCCUCUCUCUCAAAAGCAGCCAUGGCUUCCUCCACAUGAAACUCCUGCAGACCGAAGACCACAAGUUUGUCCUGGGCCAGCACAGCCCUCCCUUUGACAACGUCCCCGAGGUCAUCCACCACUACGCCAGCCACAAGCUGCCCAUCCAGGGUGCGGAGCACAUGUCCCUGCUGUACCCGGUCACCACGCAACCCUCCACUUGCCUAGCGGUGGAACAGUGAGGGCUCUGAACAGGAGGGCUCUGAACAGGCCUAGCUGGUCCGGGAAGCACACCUGAGCGUGCCGAGGCGAGAGCGGAACAUUUGGGAGGGGGGGGGCGGCGGCUGCAGGCUGCGGUUGCUUGCAGGGACCAGUAGAGAAGUGGGGGGCGAGGCUUGGUGACGUUUGGGGCUGUAGGCCAUCCACAAAGAAGAGAGUCUGGGCCAUCAGACCUAGAACAGUGCGAUCCUCUGCUCUGUAUUUGCCGGAACAACCUUCCUUUGCAUGUUGGACAUCCCCUUUGGAUGCCAGUUGACCACCCGCUCCGAAAGGAGGAGGGGAUCCGAUGGGAGGGCUCGGAAUUGCACAGCCCCACGGCGCCGUGGGUGUCGCAGAGUCCAGCCCCUGAGUGCGUAGUCAUAUCUGACAGGGCUUCAUUCGGGGCCAGCUCCCGCCUACGUCUGCUUCGUCUGUUGACUGUAGAAAACUGCAGCGCUUUGAACUUGCACAUCCUCAUCCUCGUCAUCCGGGACCAUGUCGAGCGUGGCAUUUUUUCAAAGGAGGCCAGUCCGUGCGUUUCUGAGAGUCGUCAAGGCCUGAGAAACCAAGAGAGGGAACAUGCAGGUGUGCAAGCCAACCGCCAAGCUCUUCUUGAUUUCGCAACUCGCUUGGGAAAUGUUAUUUCCUCAUCCAGCUGCUUUUCCAGUUCCCUCGUUGAGGUCUUCUCUUCUUGACCUCAAUCAGCUGCAACCGCAUACCUGGCCAAGAGAGCUCAGGCAGUUUCCUGUAAGCGGACUGAGUGACCCUGCCGGGGUCCAUUGAGGCUGACGCCUUCACACAGGAUCCACCCUUCCCCUCCGCUGCGGGAAUGGCGUUGGCGCUCUCCCAGGACUGCACUGUGUGUGCUAAAUCCAGGCGGCCUCCCUCGGGAAUGCGAGUGGACUGCCUAGCAGGCAGCUUGUCAUCUCGCUGCUGUGGAUUGGGGAGCAGUCUUCCGAAAGACCCACGGAGGAGCCCAUCAGCCAGCACCCAGGCAAAGAUCCGAUGAACCAAGAAGGCUAAACAUAAUUAGAGACAAUUAUAAGAUGGCGAGGCCGUAAUUCAUUGUGGUAGAGCGCACCUGCUAAGCAUGCAGGUGAUGGGGAGGAUCUCUGCUGGAGUCCCCAGGGAUCUGGUGCUGGUUGGAGUCACCAGUGCUAGGACAGAUGGACAAGGCGUUUGGUCUCGUGUAAGGGAGCGUCCUACGUUCCAACGAUGGGCGUAUUUGCAUGUGUCAGGGACCCUUGUUGUUACGAAAUUGCGCAGGAUGCAUUGUUUGGUAUAAGUCGGGUCGUCUUUUUGUUUCUGGUUUCCUCAAGCAAAUGCAAAAUAAAUUAAAUGGAAUACCUUGAUUGCUGCUACGUUCUUGCUUUUAUAAUUUUUAAUGAAUUUGAAUCGUGCUUUUAACCGGACCAGAUUAUACAAAACAAAGUCAUUAUAGAACAACAACAACAACUUUUCCAUCUUAACAAUUAUGUCGCCAAUUAUUGCUCCAAUAAAUAAUACAGCCGUUCUGUU